Messenger RNA from Sarcophilus harrisii (Tasmanian devil), 1517 nucleotides. RefSeq names its product SPC25 component of NDC80 kinetochore complex (gene SPC25). The record is from RefSeq and is a predicted model, not a curated record. The transcript has 7 exons. Gene Ontology annotation, cellular component: Ndc80 complex. Gene Ontology annotation, biological process: chromosome segregation. NCBI's taxonomy places the organism in Eukaryota, Metazoa, Chordata, Mammalia, Dasyuromorphia, Dasyuridae. Bases 603 to 1307 code for a protein of 234 amino acids.
UGACCGGCUCCCCCAUCGCACCGCUCUCAGUGCCCCGGAAGCGUCGCGCCCCAAAUCCCGAACUUGAUUCCGACCCGGGUUUUCUGGCUUCCCAGCAAACUCUUCCCGAGAAAUUGCUUAAUUAGAAAUGGCGGCUUCAAUUUGAAUGAAGUGGUAGGAAAAAAAAAAAAAAAAAACAUAUAACUCAGUGCUAGUCGCAGCGCCCGGAGAAAAGAAGGAAGCCUUCCCUAUAGAGACAAUCGAGAAACCACAAAUCCCAUAAUGCCGUUCUCCCUGCUACGCGUUAUGAGAACGCCACGGAAUUUUACUGACCAAUCACCACGCGAGAACUUGAACCGCCAGCCAAUCGAAUUUCAAUAGUACUUCCGGGAGAGGAGGCGGGAGGCAGUCGUUAUUUAAAAUUUUGUUGUUGGCCACAGCUAAUAUGUCGGUUUAAGUCGUUUGAAGGAGGGUCUUGGGGCAGCGGCUGGAGGCCACCUUCUUUGCAGUGGGUGAGAAAGAACUGGGGGGAAAUCAGGCCCCGGGCACUCGGGUCAAAAGCGGCAGUGGGAGCAUCGGGGCCACGGAGCUCGGGAUCUCCGGAGCCUGCGGGCUGAGCCAGCAUGAUGUCUCAUAUAAAGAUGGAAGAGGAACUGAAUCUAUUUAAUAGAAGUUUAAAUGACUUUUGGAACAGAUUCCGAAAUGCUACAUUCAAUGAACACUAUAGUCAAGUGGUGGGGCUGAGAGAUGCCUAUAAAGACUCGGUUAAAGCAUUGACAGAAAAAUUGUCCACAAAGCUAAAAGAAGAAGAACGAAUGAUUGAGACUUGUCUGGAAUUCAGAAAUAAGAUUCAUAUCCAGAAUAAGCUUAUUCAAGAAAAACAAGAUAAUUUAACAAAACUGACUGAUAGUAUACAAGACAAACAAUGCGAAGUGGAAAAGCUGACAAAAACUAUUCAGGAUCUUAAGGAAUCACUGAAUAAGAAAAAAGAAACCAUUGCUGCUGCUAACAAAGCCAAUAAGGAAAAGUUGAAAAUGUUGCAGAAAUCUUACAAUUUGUAUAAAGAUCACCUUGGACUGGAAAUUCGAAAAAUUAAUGGUGAAAAACUUCAAUUUAUAUUCCGAAAUAUUGACCCUAAAGCUCCUGAGAAGCCGUUUACCUUUUCCCUGCGCAUAAAUGAAGAAAGGGAUUAUGAAAUAUCAGAUAGUGCUCCUCAUCUGGAAUGCUUGGAAGAAUUUCAAGAGAAAGUAAGGAAGACCAACAAUUUUUCAGCUUUCCUUGUCAAUGUUCGGAAAGCUUUUAUUGCUUUGGUCUGUAAUGAAUUGUAAAUAGUGUAUAAAGAUUAUAUUUUCUUUUUAUUUUUUUCUUCCUACUCAUUUUAAUGCUCCUAAAUGACUAUUUUAUGAAUGACUCUUUUGUAUUUUUGGUGGCAUCAUAGUCUACCAUGAAUUAAUAAAAUUGUAUAGCAUACUUGUGAAAGCAAAUUUUGUCAAAAAUGUUUUGUUGUCUCAUGGAAUAAAAAAUGGAAUGCAAUGGUA